Molecule: messenger RNA, 336 nt
Organism: Meloidogyne enterolobii
Lineage: Eukaryota; Metazoa; Nematoda; Chromadorea; Rhabditida; Meloidogynidae
Source: the annotation of a GenBank genome assembly
GUGGGGGCUAUAGAGAUGUUGACUCCAGAUCUUUUCGCUGUACCUUAUAAGAAUCGUCGCGAAUUUGUUCGACCACACGAUAAGUACAACAUUAUAUUGGCCCUUAUUACAACAGCAACGGCAAGAGUGAUGCUUUACGACUUCAUGGAAAAAAUUGUAAAUGACAACGGGUGUAAACUUUUAUAUACCGAUACGGAUAGUUGUUUUUUUGUACACAAGCGUAAUAAAAAACCACCGUUUCGUGUUGGGGAUAUGCUUGGAAUGAUGAGUCGCGAAUAUGAAGAAUGGGCUAUUAUAUCUUUUUAUACAGGAGGAUGCAAACAGGUUUUUAAAUAA